This is a messenger RNA of Lepisosteus oculatus (spotted gar), 2433 nucleotides long. The record is from RefSeq and is a predicted model, not a curated record. Lineage: Eukaryota; Metazoa; Chordata; Actinopteri; Semionotiformes; Lepisosteidae.
CUUUUUUCUUCUUUGGACGUCAAACUUUGUGGAGAUAAAUACUGGGUAUCCAGUGUUAGAGGAAUAACAAAUUGGAAAGAAACUUUUGUUUUGGGAGGGACAGUCUUUUGUUGGAGUCUGAAAUAUCUGGUCGGAUCGCCCAGCUAGGAAUCCUUCUGUGUCCCUCUGAGCAACCUGGAUUAGAGCUUGUUGCACUUUCGUGCAGAUCCUCUUACAGAGAUGGACUUUUGUGGAAGAGAGAGCUUGGGGAGGGAAAGGAGAAGAGUUGAAUGGAUUUACUUUUGUGAUGAAGAGUCACAAAAGAAAUAGGAAGUAACUGAUACAUCCGCACACAUGGUGUCUGUGUUGAAAUAGAUGACCUUAAGGAGGCUGAACUGCUGUAGUUGUACAGACCAUGCAGUUUGGUGGGAUUUCUACUGAUAGCAGAGACAACCGUUGAUCAGAAUGGGGAACUCCGACAGCCACUACAGCCUUCAGGGGCCCAAGAGCGGCGGCGGCGGCGGCGGCGGCGGCGGCGGCGGCGGCUUCAUCCUCCCCGGCAAGCAGAAGGCCUGCUCCCUGCGGUUCCGCGCCGUCCACGCGAAGGACGAGCACUCCCGCUCCCCUCACGGCUGGGGCCGCGGCGGGGGCGCGGGAGGGCCGGGGUACAAGUCGCGGGCCCUGGCCCGGGGCUGCCUGUCCCAGCACAAGGGCGGCCAGCCGUACGUCCCCCGCCAUUACGACUAUGUGACCAAGGGAGGGAGGACCGGCGCCGGCAGCAAGCACGGGACGAGCCCGCCCGCCAGGGGCGGCCAAGCCGGCAACUUCCUGCUCGUGCCCGAGAACGGUUUUCCCUGUGCCGGCGGCGAGCGGACGGGAAAUCGCUACGUAGCCGCCGGGGAGCGCAAUGGCCACGUCGCGAACGGACACGGGACCCCCGAGCAGGUUUCCCUGGCAGACCUGGAUGGAGACCAGAGCAGCCCCAAGGUGCUCAUCAAAACGCUCGGCAGGUUCGACGGCGCCACGCGGGUGGAGUUCACCAACACCACCAACAACAACAAGCUGGCCGUGGAUGACUCCGGCGGGCCCGUGCAGUUGCUAAAAUACUCCCCGGCGCCGCAGGUCCCCGCCGACAACCCAGAGAUCCUCAGGCGGCACUCCCUGGCCGUCUCCGAGGCAGAGCCGAGCCUCGCCCCGGCCGACGCGGGCCUGAGAGCCAGCAAAGGAAGCUCCCUGAGCUCGGAGUGCUCCUGGUACGACUCUCCGUGGGGCAACGGCGCGGAGCUCAGCGACGCGGACAACGCGUCCUCCUCCGCCAGGACCGCGGGCGCCUGCGCCGGUGAGGCGGUGCCGCCCGGCGACCAGCGGCUGCUCGGCCGGCGCGCGUCUCCCGUUUCCCUCCAGGACCUGUACAGGGACGCCGGGCUGGCCGCCACCUUCCCCGCCGCGAAGGAGCUGUCGAGCCGGUACCUGGGCGUGCCGUGCGGUGGCGGCCACCGCGCGUCCUUCGUGUCCACCCUCGACGUGGCGGCCCAGGGGGAGUGCCUGGGCUCCAAGCAGUACGCCUCCUACCCCCUGCCCUGCCGCAGGUCGAAGCCCAUCGUGGAGGGCAGCGCCAAGAAAGACACCCUGAAGAGCCGCAUGAGGCGCAUCAGUGACUGGACCGGGAGCCUGAGCCGCAAGAAGAGAAAACUGCAGGUGAGACUCUAUUUCCGUGCUUCAGAACGGCUCGCCACCCGAUUUAAAACACUCUCGCCGCAGGGACGGGGCAUCACGUUUCGGUGGAAGGCGGGGUAGACAUGCCGGUAAAUUCUCCACUAUAAUUAUUUCUCUCCAGACGAAGAUUCUCCUGGCCCCUUUUCCCCAAACGGUUUCCGAUACGACGGAUACUGUAUCGCGGCCCGUCAGAUUGCCACGGGUCAUCUUGGUUUUGCAGCCGCAAUCAAAUGGGAAAUCGCUAAUGCGCUUGCUCUCUGGGGGAGCCAGCGCCUGAGAGAUGUAGAUGCAAAUGCAUGCAAAAAAUGUUCUGUUAUCGGGGGGGUGGGGGAACGUCUGUUAUCGAAAACCGACUGCUUUUCUCAUACCGGGAUUUUCUGGAUGCUCGAGAUAGUUUGUUUCAAAAGGGAACUCGAUAGACGGUAAAUAUCUGUAAUAGUUCACAUUUUUUUUUAAUUGUGGGAAAAGGAGCUCUGCUAUUGAAUUUUCCCCAUUUCCUUUCUUUUCCUUGCCUGGUUUUCCUGCACGCAUAACGGAGCUGCUUUGAUUGCUCCCAGCUUCUCACGCGUGUGCAUGAGUGUCUGAGAACCGGACAAAUGAGGUGUCUGAUGCUUCCGAUGGUGUUGAUGGUAUUUUUUUAUUUUUUAACCACAGCCUUCUGUACAGCACAAUUUCUCUGUUCAGAACACCUGCUGAAAAAUAUAAAAGUGUGUGUUCAGCGGGAGGGUGUAGGGGGGA